AUGACUGAAGGAACGGCAACAAUUCGUACGCGCAAGUUUAUGACCAACAGAUUGUUGGCGCGCAAGCAGAUGGUAUGCGAUGUCCUCCAUCCCGGCAAGCCCACCGUCAGCAAAACUGAGAUCCGUGAGAAGCUGGCGAAGAUGUACAAGGUGACACCUGAUGUUGUGUUCGUAUUCGGCUUCAAGACGAACUUUGGUGGUGGCAAGUCCACUGGCUUUGCUCUUAUCUACGACACCUUGGACCUGGCUAAGAAGUUCGAGCCUAAGCACAGACUGGCCAGACACGGCCUGUAUGAAAAGAAGCGGCCCACACGCAAGCAGCGCAAGGAACGCAAGAACAGGAUGAAGAAGGUGCGUGGUACCAAGAAAUCCAAGGUAGGAGCGGCCGCCAAGAAGUGA
Molecule: messenger RNA, 399 nt
Organism: Spodoptera littoralis (African cotton leafworm)
Lineage: Eukaryota; Metazoa; Arthropoda; Insecta; Lepidoptera; Noctuidae
Source: the annotation of a GenBank genome assembly